Messenger RNA from Gamsiella multidivaricata, 662 nucleotides. RefSeq lists its product as uncharacterized. The transcript has 2 exons. The annotation marks the transcript as partial. NCBI's taxonomy places the organism in Eukaryota, Fungi, Mortierellomycota, Mortierellomycetes, Mortierellales, Mortierellaceae. The record is from RefSeq and is a predicted model, not a curated record.
UUUUUUUUUUUUUUCGUGACAUCAUACAGUCAAGAUCAUCUGAUCAAAUGUGUGAGAUCAUCUGAUGUCCCAUGGACCAAUGAGAUGAUGCGGAUGGGAAUGAGUGAUGGAUGAAUGUUCAAGGCGUGAAGCUAAGCGCCUUGCUGCGCUGCAAAGACAACAACAGGAGGAAUCCACUUCGACGGCGAAGCCAGAGGGGGUAUUGUCGGCGGAGACAGUGCCUUUGACACAAGGAACGAAGGAUUAUUGGUCUCCGACUUUUCCCUCGGAUGUGGCACUAGGCAAGCGUGCAUCAGCCAAGCUUGAAUUUGUGCCAGCGUCGCAACCCGACGAGGAAGAUGAUGACGAUUUGCCACAGGGUCAAUGUGGCACGAGCGAGGAUUAUGCAACUCAGCCCCUCGAGAAAGAUGAUGAUUCGCCACAGGAUCAGGGUGGCACGGACGAGGAUUAUGAGGCUCGAUUCAUCGCAGCUCAGCUGGAAAUCGAGGAGCUUCGCAGUGCCUUGAAGCGUGAACGGGAUAUAAUUUACAAGGAUGAAGGCACUCAGGUGGAUCGAAAGACAGCAGAACAGGGGGUUCAAGUUGAAGCGGAGGACGAUAGCAGAAUGGAGCAGCGUCCUCGUAAGCGGCGUAGAAAGGCCAGGACUCAGAUUGUAGUCCUCA